AUAACUCACCCAUUUCUAUGAAAAUAUUACGUAAAUUACUUUUUUUUUUCUUGUCUUUUUUUUGUCAUAACCAGUUGUGAACUUUUAUUCCUUAAACCUUCCUUUGAAUCAUUUCCACACACAAUACAGCAAUUAGCAAAUCUCAACAACGGAGCAGUAACUGAGUAAGGUUUGCAUGGCGACCAAAACAUCUCAACCGAAAAAGUAUGAUGUGUUUCUGAGUUUCAGAGGUGAAGACACUCGCCUGAAUUUCACAGACCAUUUAUACAAGGCUUUGAGUGACAACCGAAUUUUUACCUUCCGGGAUGAUAAGAAACUUGGAAGGGGAAAGGACGUGGGACCGGAACUUUUGAAAGCGAUUGAAGACUCAACAUUUGCAAUCGUAGUAUUUUCCGUGGACUAUGCUUCUUCAACUUGGUGUUUGAUUGAGCUUGCGAAGAUUGUUGAAUGUAAGAAAAAGCUGGGUCUGAUUGUUCUUCCAGUUUUCUAUCAUGUAGAAAUAGAUGACGUCAAGGAACAAACAGGGAAGUUUGGAGAGGCCUUUGCUAAGCAUUACAAAACAGAUUCGGAAGAUGAAAUCAGGAAGGUGAACCAGUGGAGGGAGGCUUUGACUGAAGUGGCCAUCAGCAUGAAUAGAUGGCAUAUCAAAGAAAGGAGUGAGACAAAAGCUAGCGAGGAAAUUGUCGAAGUGGUUCUAAAAGAAUUGAAUCUGACAUUCUCAACCAGUAACAAUGACCUUGUUGGAAUGGCUUCUCGCAUGGAGAAAGUACAUGCCCUGUUGAAUAUUACCCAGUUGGAGGUUGUUCUCACAUUAGGGAUAUGGGGUAUGGCAGGAAUUGGCAAAACCACCAUUGCUGAGCAUGUUAAAACAGAGAUUUCUGACAAAUUUGAUGCUUGUGCUUUCAUAACCAAUGUAAGAGAGGAAUUUGAAAAAAAUGGCAUAAUCCAUUUACAAAAUACCCUCUACAAAUACUUGUUGAACCAUGAAGCAAACAUACAGCAUGUUGAAAUGGGAAGAAAUGUUUUGAGGAACAGAUUAUGGUCUAGAAGGGUGCUUAUUAUUUUAGAUGAUGUUGACAAGUUGGAACAAAUAGAAGAUUUAGUUGGGAGUGCUGAACAACAACAUGGUUGGUUAGGUCCAGGGAGUAGAGUCAUUGUGACUACUAGAAAUAAGCACUUGUUGAAGACAUAUGGAGAGAAUAACAUACAUGAGGUUAAUAGUCUAUCUGAUAAUGAAGCUCUUCAGCUCUUUUCUAGGAAAGCCUUCAAGAGAAAUCGCCCUUUUGAUGAUUUUGUAAAUCUGUCUCACAACUUUGUCAAAUAUGCUGAUGGUAAACCUUUAGCUCUUAAAGUGUUGGGUUCAUUCUUAUUUGGGAGUGACAUGGAUAAAUGGAAAGCCACAUUAAAUAAGUUUAAUGAGCUUCAGGUAAGGAAUUCAAUGGAAAGCAACAAUGGGAAAGCCACAUCAAAGAAAAAUCCUGAGCAAAGAAUUUUUCAUGUGCUUCAGAUAAGUUUCGAUGGAUUGGAUGAUGAUCAGAAGGAAAUAUUCUUAGACAUAGCAUGUUUCUUCAAGGGAAAGGAAGAAUAUCUUGUAAAAAAGAUAUUACAAGGUUGUGGACUUCAUCCGACAAUCGAUAUAAGAUUGCUAAUUGAGAAAUCGCUGAUAAUUAUGAUGGGAAAUAAAUUAUGGAUGCAUGAUUUAUUACAACAAUUCGGUCAGUACAUUGUUCGUCAACAAUGCCCUGAGGAGCCGGGUAAGCGCAGCAGGAUAUGGUUUCAUGAGGAUGCACAUAAUGUGCUUGAGAAAAAUACGGGAACAGAAGCUGUCAAAGGCAUAUUCCUUAAUUUGCCUAAGAACGUAGAGCUAAACUUGAGUACUGUACGUGUUGAUCCAAUCUUACAGAUGAAAAACCUAAGAUUGUUGAAAUUCCCAAACGUACACUUUCCUAAAUGUGUUGGAUAUCUUCCUAAAGAGUUACGACUUUUGGAGUGGCAUGGAUAUCCCCAAAAAUCUAUGCCAUUAAGCUUUUGUCCAAAUAAACUUGUUGAACUCAACAUGUCUAGCAGCCACAUUGAAAGACUAUGGAAGGAAACUACACAUGAUUUGGAAAUGUUAAUCUCAAUCAAUCUUACCAAGUGCCUCCACUUGAGCCAAAUCCCGAACCUCAAAAGAGCAUCCAAUCUUGAAAAGCUGAUUCUUGAAGAUUGUAUAGGAUUAUCAAAAGUUCAUCCAUCAAUUGGGGAACUCAAACAACUUGUUUUACUAAAUUUGAAAGGCUGUGAAUCUCUCAAGAGCCUUCCGCAAGGUAUCAACUUAGAAUCUCUUGAAACUUUUAUUCUUUCAGGAUGCAAAAAACUUACAAAGUUUCCAGAGAUUGUGGGAAAUAUGGAUCGUUUGUCAGAACUUUAUUUGGAUGGGACCGCUAUUAAAGAGCUGCCAAUAUCAAUUGAGCACUUAAGUGGCCUUAUUUUGUUGAAUCUAAGAGAUUGCAAGAGCAUUUUGAAACUUCCAAAUGAACUUUGCCGCUUGACAUCUCUGAAAAAUCUGGAUAUAUCAGGAUGUUCACUUGUUGAGCAACUUCCAGAAAACAUAGGGCACUUGGAACAAUUGGAGAAUCUUAGUGCAGGUAGAACUGCAAUUAGAAAAGUACCACCUUCCUUUGUACUUCUGAAAAAACUUAAAGCCCUAUGUUUUUGUGAAUGUGGAGGUGUGGCAUAUACAUCAUGCUGGUCUGUUCUCAGUUGUUGUUUGUUGCCUAGGGAUGAAUCCAUCCAUUUCCAGUUACCUAAUUCGUUGUUUUCUCAUUUAAUCUCUUUGAGAUCAUUAUGUCUAAGAAAAUGCAAUCUACGAGAGAAUGCAAUCCCUGAAGAUAUUGGUUGUUUGUCAUCACUCAAGCUCUUAGAUUUGAGUGAAAACAGUUUUGCAAGCUUACCUGAAAGCAUCUCUCAACUUUUUAAUCUUAGGAAUCUUCAUCUGAAUGGGUGUGAGCGGCUUGAAUCAUUGCCAAAGCUUCCAUUGAGUGUAAAACAUGUAUUUGCACAUGGAUGUCCUAUAUUGAAAAAUUCAAACAGUCAAAUAUCAAUAUGGACCUCUGAUAGGGGAUUGACUGUAAUACAUUAUGAUACCCCAGAUGAGGAUGCUUCUGCAGAUUUACCUUUUUUUGGUGAACAUAAUGAAAUGAUUUUUUCCAAACAGCUUGAGGACAAUAUUUACAAUGGGGAAAUUCCACUGAAAUAUGACUUUAUCUGUACAAGAAUUCCUGAGUGGUGCAGUCAAAAAAAUAAUAGGUCUUCAAUAAGAAUCCAAAUACCUCUUGAGGAUAAUGGUAAAACGUGGAUUGGAUUUGCCAUAUUUACCGUAUUUAUAAUUCAGGAAGGUGGCAUCCUUAAUGAAAAUGGGAAGCUCGAAAAUGCUUAUUUUAGUUUUGAAACCGAUAAAGCAGAUCUUGGAAAUGAGCAGUUUGUCCUGGAUCAUAGCCGGAUUACGAGGACUGGAUCAUAUGGAGUUUGUAUCUAUGUUCCACAAGCUAAAUUCGCUGAACAGUUGAACAAAGCAAGUCAUGUUGCAGCUUCAAUUUCAACCGAAAAUUCACAUAUAAUGGCAGAUAAGUGUGGGAUACAUAUAGCGUUUAACAAAGAUGUGCCAGACUUUAGCAGAAGAUUAAGUCAAAUAAUAAGUGAAAGUAUGAUGUUCAAAUAUAAAUGUGGAAGAAAACGAAUAAAGGCAACUAAAUUUGAAACAUCUAAGUGUGACGAAGAAAUUCAAUCCAAUCAGCAUAAACAAAUCAAACGAGAAAGCUACAGAAGUAGUACUGAGUCUGAUUCAGCCAGGAAGACGAGAAGACAUCUAGAAUGGUUGGUUCCAAUACUUAUUCAGAGGUGCUAUGCACACAACUAUGGAUUUGCUUUCAAUUUUCAUCUGAAAGCAAUUCCGACCUGGUUCUUCCAUCACAGCGUGGCUCCUUUCACAGUUUGUUACCUUCCUAUGAACUUAUUCGAUGAGAAGCCAUGGGUAGGAUUUUGUCUUUAUGUUCUACUUACUUGGCCUAACGAUUCUUUGGAUUUAGAAACUCCAUCUGAGCUUGAUUUUGAAUUUCAAGCCCAUGGAGAUGGUGGUGAAAUAUCUCGAAUAAAUUAUACCAUUUCCAUUAAACAUAAACUUCUAUUGUUGAAUAUUCCACGAGUUUAUUUCAAGUUCAUUCCGAAUCAAUGUCGAGCAGUAAGUGCUAUGUUUAGGACGAAGAUCCAAAAUUUGGAGAUCGAAAUGUGCGGCAUCCGACUAGUAAGUGAGCAAGAUUUGAAAACUGUAGUUCAAAUGAUAGCUGACAUCACGUUAAGUAGUUAUCCCCAUCAUUUUUGCUAUGAAGAAUUUGGAAAAUUUCCGGAAGAUUCCUCUAGUGCUGUUGAAUUUACUGUGCCCAAAGUAGAGAUACCUAUCGAUUUUGACUAUUAUGAAAGGGAUUCUUUGAAAGAGUUUCUGUCAAGUACUAAACGAAUCUGUCACUUUUCUUUUACAUCAAAGGAAAAAGUGGAACGGCCUCAUUUUGAAUCUUCCUAUCAAAUAAUUCCAGCAUGCACCCCAAAAGAUUCAAGUCCUGUUUUCAUCAACUUACAGAUUGUGGCAGAGAAUGCCCUUAAAGUAUGUGAUCCAAUAAAGUGGCAAAAAGGUAUUGAGGAAACUCUUAAACGACUCAUCGGGUUUGAUGUUGUCAUCACUCUCAUUCUCCAAGGACAUAUCAUAUCUGUUUUCAAACCUUUUAAUCCUUUCUCAAAUUACAACUUAUGUUUCCCACGAAAGGAAAUUCUGGAUUGGUUUGAAGGUUAUAAGGUUAGAAAGCGGAACAUGGAUAUCACAUUGCCUCCAAAUCUGAGUGCAGAUCAUAAUUGGAGGGGGAUAGCCGUAUGUGUUUCUUUUUCAGUUCAUGAGCAUCCAACUGCCAUUCGUGAUUAUAAGAUUUUACAACAUGCUUUUGGACUAAGAUGCCAUUUGAAUACAGAAGAAUAUUGCUUUCAUCCCCCCAUGUUUCACACCAAUAAGUUCAAAUUCAUUUGGUUACAUAUACGGGGAUUCAUUUGGUUAACCUACAUACCAAGUUAUGAGUUUGCAGGCCACUUGAAUGGGCAAAGCAUUUUAGAGAUUAACAUUUUUAAUGAGUGUCCUGGUGUGGCUAUAACGAAUCUAGGUGCACGUUUUUUGUACCAGCAAGAUGUGGAAGAACUUACACAAUCUAUAGCCAAAUGCAGGAGCUCAAUCUUUGACAAUUUGGAUCCCAUUCGUCAAACUAUGGCUCAUCAACACUGUGAAUGCUAUUUUCACUUCGACCAUGAUUGUUCUUUGCACUAUUUGGCUGGUAUUGCCGCAUAUUGUGGCUUUGAAAAUGAAAACCCAUCUCUUGCAGCUAAAACAGAAUCCAUUUACCCAAGAAAAACUGGAGUGGACUUUGAUCGCGGCAUGAUAUAUGACUCAUGUUUCCCACCUACUGAAAUUCUAGACUGGUUCAGACUUCACAGUACUGGCUCUUCAUUGACAAUUCAGCUGCCACCAAGUCUAUAUGGUGAUGGUAAUUGGAUAGGAUUAGCUCUGUGUGCAUAUUUUUCAGACCUCCAACAUCAAGAAAUUCCUCAUAGGCUUACUUGCCAAAUGAAAACUGAGAAGGUUGGUCUAGAAUCUCAGCAUGAGUUCCAAAUAACCAAUGAGGAAUUGAAGAAGCUAAAUAGUGGAGAAUUCAUAUGGAUGUCCUAUAUACCACGUCGCUGGUUUUCAGAUCGGUUGAAGCACUGCAGUCUUAUUGAGGCUUCGUUUGAAAGUGAUAGACAAAAGCUAUCUGCUUAUAAGUGUGGUGCGCGUCUUCUAUACCAGCAUGAUGAAGAAGAGUUUAAGCAGACAAUAAACCACUGCAUGGCCUCAUUUUCUGACAGUAUAUCAGACAGGUUUACUCAACAAGCCUCAACGAGAAAAACUGGAAGGACUUUGAAACAAACAGAAGCAGAAGAUAAAGGUAAACGUACUCAGCAAUAACCUCUCUGCGCCUUCUCCUUAAUUAGCAUCGGACAGCUAAUCAUUACGUGUUCAGAAUUCUCUCAUCUCCAGCUCCACUCUCAUAGUCUCGUUCGUGUAAUUCUCUGUUUGCAUUUGAUUAUACAUUAAUCAAAAGUUGUGUUGCUUAAAUGUUUUUGAGUGUUUAUUAUUAGGAAAUGAGAUAAUUAAGGCUUGUCAAAUUUAUUGGCU
Messenger RNA from Ziziphus jujuba (common jujube), 6229 nucleotides. RefSeq lists its product as uncharacterized. Gene Ontology annotation, biological process: signal transduction; defense response. Gene Ontology annotation, molecular function: ADP binding; protein binding. NCBI's taxonomy places the organism in Eukaryota, Viridiplantae, Streptophyta, Magnoliopsida, Rosales, Rhamnaceae. The record is from RefSeq and is a predicted model, not a curated record. The transcript has 8 exons. The coding region runs from base 176 to 6019 and encodes 1947 amino acids.